Molecule: messenger RNA, 2596 nt
Organism: Cyanistes caeruleus (blue tit)
Lineage: Eukaryota; Metazoa; Chordata; Aves; Passeriformes; Paridae
Source: RefSeq, a predicted model, not a curated record
UCGACUUUUUGACCGUUCCUAAUGAGAAACUCAGAACUCCAUACUCCUUAAGCCCUGAAUUAGGAGAGAAGAGAUCCCCCAGAGGUUUGGCAAAGCGGGGAACAACCUUCCCCAGCUCACCCAAGGAUAAACCACCUGCUGUGGGAGAGAGAAGCUGGCAGAAAGCUGAUUGCUCAGUCUGUCUGGAGAAACCAACACUUGCAAGGACCAAAGCUGUGCAAACCCUCGCAGCUCAGCUUGAGAGCAGGACCAAAGCUUUUCACCAUCCAAAGGAGGUGACCUACCAAAAGGAGACCCAAAGUAUUUUUAGGAUGGAAUAAAAGCCAGAAGGAAGUGUAAAUCACAAGUGUGAUGCUCGUUGUCAUUAUGACAGCAAUGUGCAAAAUGGUUUGCAAAGGCCUGUCCCUCGCAGUUUGCUCGGCGGUGUGAGCAGCAGCCUUGAGGAUGGAGCAUCUCUUGCUGAAGCCACCGUGCCAUCUGUGCUAAGUUUCCCCUCCUGACCUCCUUUGUGAGUCUGGUGAGGGGAGGCAGGAGAUCCGAAGGUAAAUGCGGAAAAUGGACCAAAGCUGACAGAGAGCAAUGACUGAGAUCUAUUUCAAGUUCCACGGAAACCUGACGGGCCGUGUCCACCUUCCAACUCUGGCUACUGAAGUAGACACAACAGCAGACAAAUAUUCCGGCCUCUACGUGUAUGUGGGAUUGUUCCUCACCCUCCUGGCUCUCCUCCUGAUCCUGCUUUUCUCCAUGCUCCUGCGCCUGAAGCACGUUGUGUCCCCCAUCACCUCCCCGGAGAGCACCGAGAACGUGCAGCAGUUCACGGACGUGGAAAUGCACAGCAGGAUCCCCUCCACUUAGGGAGCCCACAGCAAAGAGGGCUCCGUGCUUGGCAAAGGUGUUUUCUUCAGCAAAAGGUGGUGGAGAGAAGCUCUGGCCGCCUGUUGAGCCCCACGAAUUCCUGCAGAACCCUCAGCAGCAUCUGGAGAUUGUCACUGGCUGUUGGCACCACAGGCAGCAUGUGUGCAGCAGCCUCCAUAAAAUCGACAUUACAGAAACACGCUGCUGUCAGGGAAGGCUCACACCCCUCUAAAAACCUUGCAGGAAAUGGGAAAAGCCACAUUAAUGACAGCCAAAAACCCAGAGAAACAUAGCAGGAUGUGUCCUGGGGCCUGUGCUUGCUGCCCUCUCUCUCUGAAUCAACAAAGCUGAAGUGGUGUAAGUGGGAAGAGCCCACGGGGCACACACAGAAAUUGUCAGUGGCUUGAAAAUUCUCAGGCAUUUCUCCCAUUCGAGAAGGAAAACAUGAAAUUGUUCUCUUUUUUCACUUGAAUGGCAAUUUGGAAAUUAAACAACAGAUUUUCACAAAUAUAGAAAUGUUUCAUCACCCGUUGGAACUCCUUCUUUCUGACAUUAGAAGCCAUUUAGUGAAUAGUUACACACCAGAUAUCAAAAAGAGACAGAACUUUAAAGAGGAAAGAGAAUAAAGCCAAAAUUUAAGGAAGGUUUAAAAUAAAAACAAGCAGCAGCAGCAGGAAAUGAAAUUAAAAAACUUAAAAGACACUCUACCUCUUCCUUUGUCCUCCUUUACAUUAACUGGGAUGAAUAUAAACAUUUUUAUGCCUUUUAGGGUCCCCAGUAUCACUCAGUAAUUAAAAUGCAGUGUAAGUUUUGGGAGCCCAAUUGACAUAAUUCAUAACAACAAUAAUAUGUUCUCUCAUAUCCAUAUUGGGUUUUCUUCCUCAAAAGACAGACAAAUUCUUCCAAAGUUUUUCUCAUUUGUUUUCCUCCAAGGAAAGCUGAGGAAAUGCCCUGGCCUGGCACUGCAAUAAGGAAUAGUGGGAACAGCUUUGGACACAGACUAAUAGAGAACAUGCAGAUGGAAAAUAAACCCACUGAGCACUGAAAGAUAUGAUUGGAUUCAAAUAUCCUGAUGGAAUCUCACGGGGGAAGGAAAUGUUUAUCUGAAUUUAUGGCACAACAAUCUGACCCAGUCCAAUGAGUGACACACAGAGUUAGGGUUUGCUUCUGUGGAUGGAAAAGAUGGAGCCAAAUACAGCAAAUCACUCCUGGGAGAGCCACUGCCUCUCACAGGAAAACCUUCAGUGAAUUGUGUCAGCCACAUCUCUAAAGGGCAGGAAUUUUACACAGCUAAUACUCUUUAUUACAGUCUAGGUCAGCAAUAAAACCCCCUGGAUGUUUUCCACUUGUACAUACACUCUUAUUUGCCAAUCCUCCUCUCUCCAAGGGCUUGGAAAGUGUAAAGUCCUCACACAAACCCAGUGCAAAAUUAGAGAAGACAGCAUCACAUGGACCUGUGACAGCAGCAGGAAAUUUUUCUUCAAAUGCUCUGUGUACAAGAGGGUUUUUGGUUACCUUUAAAGCUCUGGGUGAGCUGUUUGGAUGGGAAUAUCUGGGCUUUUACAGGUGGUAGCCAGGGGGGAAGCAGAAUGACAAGUAACAUACGCAGAAUCCAUGGGCAGGACCAGUGCUACUUCUGACUGAUGUAUUGAGUACAAAACCAGUUAAACAUUGCUUCUCUGUACUGACUCAUUCCUUUUUACUUCAUUAACCCCCACAUCUGUGAAUCACAGAAUCCCAG